AUGGAGAGGAACAAGGCGACCACGGCCGCCGAAGCUCAUGUCCCGUACUCGAAGCAAUCGGACUCGGGCAGGAGCUGCCCUGGCGAUGAAAAUUCUCUCGGCGGAGUCAUAUACAAAGAUGUCGACAAUGACGGGUACGUUCGACGAUCUGGUUCGAGAACCCACUUUGCCUGGAGAAUUGAGGUAAGGCGCACAUCGGUCUCGAAGACCCGCCGCAAAGACGACGCGUCACUGUCACCGGGAGGCAAGCGCACCGCCGGCAACUCGUUACCGAUUGUCGUAUUAGAGUCGGACUCGGCUUUGGUCGUCGACGUAUCCGAAUCGCGCGGCCACGGCAUCGCACCAAUGUUGAUUGAUGGCUGA
Messenger RNA from Microbotryum saponariae, 363 nucleotides. The record is from the annotation of a GenBank genome assembly. NCBI's taxonomy places the organism in Eukaryota, Fungi, Basidiomycota, Microbotryomycetes, Microbotryales, Microbotryaceae.